AAAAUUUCUUAAGUCAAAAUGACCCUUCGUAGUAUCGCAAUUUUAUUUUUCUUUAUCCGCAGUGGAUUUGCCGAAACAAUUUUUUGCUGGACGAGCAAUGAUUGUAGCAAUAUAUUACAUGAAUGUGAUUUAUUUCAAUGCAGGAUCGCCAGUUGGAAGGUAUUCGUACUCGCUGCUGUGAUUUUCAUCAUAUUUAGUGUAUCGUGUUUUAUCUUCAACACGUGUUCAAAUAGAAAUGUACUUAACAAUCGACUUGCUCCACCGCAAACAUACUCACCGAAUGCAAAUAAUUGGCCUCAAGUACAUCCAACGAAUGCAACCAACUGGCUGCAAGCAGAUCCACCUAAUGCAACCAAUUGGACGCAAACAUAUUCGUCGAAUACAACCGACUUGCCAGAAACGCACUCACCGUAUACAACUAAUUGGCCGCAAACGGCACAAACAGCAAAUCCACCAACAGGGGUCACCCAUCAUCGAGGAUGUUGCAAGUGCCAAUAAA
This is a messenger RNA of Bradysia coprophila, 499 nucleotides long. RefSeq lists its product as uncharacterized. The record is from RefSeq and is a predicted model, not a curated record. Lineage: Eukaryota; Metazoa; Arthropoda; Insecta; Diptera; Sciaridae.